AUGGAGCCCAAGGGGUUCCCCAGCAAGGGCGAUCGCGGAAGGAGAGACCCUCUUCUGCCCAGGCUGCCUUCACAUGAGCUCCGACCAGCCGCUGGCGCAAAUAGAUGGGGGGACUCAAGGGCCUCCGGGGGCGGCGCCGAGGGAUGGCAGGCCUCCAGCGGCGAGUCGUCGUCGCCCAAACCUGGGGUGGGCGUCUGGAGCACCGUGCGGCGCCUUUCCGCCCUGCCUAUCGUGCCCCAGCGGGCAGCGCCUAACAGGACAGGGCUAAGGUCGCUACGGCCCUCGCCCCUGCUCUGGGCCAGCAUACCCCGGACACUGGGGUCCCAGCUCCCCCAAGUCCGGAGAAUUCCAGGAGUUCCUGUGCCAGAUGGGGGCCGACUGCGGCCAGCAGCCACAGCCACCGAAACCUCAACCUCAAAAGAGUGUCCCAACUGCUCCUUCCUCCCAGACCUGAGGGGCCAGACAUCAUACUUUCAGAAUAGUCCUAAGGAGAUUUUGCUCCAUCAGAUACCUACCCUGGGGCCGCUGAGGAAAGAUCACGCACAAUUGACCAAGAUCAAGAAGGCCAACAAGGCCCAUGGUAUACAGGCCCCCAAGUUCAAGGCCAUUCUCACCCACAGCUCCUCUGGGGGAGGCUUAGGGCAUCGCAGGCAGUAUUGGCCAUUCCGAGUGCGUUUUGCUGAGGAGACCCUACGGGAUAUGGCGCUCCUCCAGCAGGGCAUCGAGAAUGGGCCAGCCACCCAGUUGGCAGCAUGGGAGCCUGUGUUUGGUAGUGUUGGGAAAUGGCUGGAGAGUUUGCCCAAAACCCUGUAUCCCAGGGCCGAGCAGGAGGCCGAGGCCAGCUCCCCGUGCAGCUGGGACUGCCACGACUUGCCCAUCCCAGAGCUGCAGGGCCACCUCUCUGAGGACACCUUCAUGAACAGCACCCUGCCCUUCACCCCCAGCACCACCACCCAGAGACAGCAGACAGACCUCAAAACCUUCCAGGGCACCCACAGCACCCUGGGGCAGGCGGGCAAAUCACCCUGUUCCUGGAACCAGAAAAUGGAGUCCUUCCUGCCCCGCUUGUCGCUGCACAAGGUCCUGAAGCGCGGCCCCCGUAAGGGAUACCAGCUCCUCCUGCCUUCGGUAACACGGCAGCAGGCUCAGCAGUGAAUGGCCACUGGAGGCCAAGCCCAGGCAUGGACUUGGGCCAGGGGUGAGGCGAGGCCUUCCUUGCCCCACAAAUAAAUGCACAUC
This is a messenger RNA of Rhinolophus ferrumequinum (greater horseshoe bat), 1239 nucleotides long. It is a transcript of the gene C12H9orf50, whose product is annotated as chromosome 12 C9orf50 homolog. NCBI's taxonomy places the organism in Eukaryota, Metazoa, Chordata, Mammalia, Chiroptera, Rhinolophidae. The record is from RefSeq and is a predicted model, not a curated record.